Myotis daubentonii (Daubenton's bat) is the source of this 6333-nucleotide messenger RNA. RefSeq names its product estrogen receptor 1 (gene ESR1). NCBI's taxonomy places the organism in Eukaryota, Metazoa, Chordata, Mammalia, Chiroptera, Vespertilionidae. Gene Ontology annotation, molecular function: sequence-specific DNA binding; nuclear estrogen receptor activity; zinc ion binding. The record is from RefSeq and is a predicted model, not a curated record. Gene Ontology annotation, biological process: steroid hormone receptor signaling pathway; regulation of DNA-templated transcription. Gene Ontology annotation, cellular component: nucleus.
AAACACCGCCGGCCGAUGAGGCAGCUUACCGAACCCUUGUGAACCGUCGGCCUUGACCCCAGGGCUGAGAAAGGGAGAGUGGGGCCUGGUGUGCAGAGAGGAAGGCACCCCUCCUCUGCUCUGCAGGGAGAGUUUCCAUUCCUAGUCAAAUGGUGGUGCUAGUUCUUUAGUUUUGAGUGACUGCAUUUCCUAAUUUCAUGGUCAGAACAGCCUCCUGUCUUCUGCCUCGGAGCCGAUUUCACCAAAACUGAAAAUGCAGGCUCCAUGCUCAGCAGCUCCUUAACGGGCUCGGAAGGUUAGCUCCUUUCUCUAGCCCAGGCCAUAGCACCAGAAGACAGGCUUUGAGGGACAUUCUUCUCAAGUGGCCCGCCGGCUGCUGAGCCCUCUGCGCGCGGAGCCGGUCUGCACCUUGCCCGCGGCCGCUGACCAUGACCAUGACCCUCCACACCAAAGCGUCCGGAAUGGCCCUGCUGCACCAGAUCCAAGGGAACGAACUGGAGCCCCUGAACCGCCCGCAACUCAAGAUCCCUCUGGAGCGACCGCUGGGCGAGGUGUACGUGGACGGGGGCAAGCCCGCCGUCUACAACUACCCGGAGGGCGCCGCCUACGACUUCAACGCCGCGGCCGCCGCCUCCGCGCCCAUCUACGGCCAGUCGGGUCUCGCCUACGGCCCCGGGUCCGAGGCGGCGGCGGCGUUUGGUGCCAACGGCCUGGGGGGCUACCCGCCACUCAACAGCGUGUCGCCGAGCCCGCUGGUGCUGCUGCACCCGCCGCCGCAGCUCUCGCCCUUCCUGCACCCGCACGGCCAGCAGGUGCCCUACUACCUGGAGAAUGAGCCGAGCGGCUACGCGGUGCGCGAGGCCGGCCCUCCCGCCUUCUACAGGCCAAAUUCAGAUAAUCGGCGCCAGGGUGGCAGAGAGAGAUUGGCCAGCAGCGGUGACAAGGGCAGCAUGGCCGCGGAGUCUGCCAAGGAGACGCGCUACUGUGCAGUGUGCAAUGACUAUGCCUCAGGCUACCAUUACGGAGUCUGGUCCUGCGAGGGCUGUAAGGCUUUCUUCAAGAGAAGUAUUCAAGGACAUAAUGACUACAUGUGUCCGGCUACCAACCAAUGCACAAUUGAUAAAAACAGGAGGAAGAGCUGUCAGGCCUGCCGACUACGCAAGUGCUAUGAAGUGGGCAUGAUGAAAGGUGGAUUACGGAAAGACCGAAGAGGAGGGAGAAUGUUGAAACACAAGCGCCAAAGGGACGAUGGGGAGAGCAGGAAUGACGCGGGGUCCUCUGGAGACAUGAGAGCCGCCAGCCUUUGGCCGAGCCCUCUCUUGAUUAAGCACACGAAGAAGAACAGCCCGGCCUUAUCGCUGACAGCCGACCAGAUGGUCAGUGCCUUGAUGGAGGCUGAGCCCCCCAUCAUCUAUUCCGAGUACGAUCCUAGCAGACCCUUCAGUGAAGCUUCGAUGAUGGGCUUGCUGACCAACCUCGCCGACAGGGAGCUGGUUCACAUGAUUAACUGGGCAAAGAGGGUGCCAGGCUUCGUGGAUUUGACCCUCCAUGAUCAGGUCCACCUUUUGGAAUGUGCAUGGCUAGAGAUCCUGAUGAUUGGUCUCGUCUGGCGCUCCAUGGAGCACCCAGGGAAGCUCCUGUUUGCUCCUAACUUGCUGUUGGACAGGAACCAGGGGAAAUGUGUAGAAGGCAUGGUGGAGAUCUUCGACAUGCUGCUGGCUACAUCAUCUCGGUUCCGUAUGAUGAAUCUCCAGGGAGAGGAGUUUGUGUGCCUCAAAUCCAUCAUUUUGCUCAAUUCUGGAGUGUACACAUUUCUGUCCAGCACUCUGAAGUCUCUGGAAGAGAAGGACCAUAUCCACCGUGUCCUGGACAAGAUCACGGACACCUUGAUCCAUCUGAUGGCCAAGGCAGGCCUGACUCUGCAGCAGCAGCACCGGCGCCUGGCCCAGCUCCUCCUCAUCCUCUCCCACAUCAGGCACAUGAGUAACAAAGGCAUGGAGCAUCUGUACAACAUGAAGUGCAAGAACGUGGUGCCCCUGUACGACCUGCUGCUGGAGAUGCUGGAUGCCCACCGCCUGCACGCCCCGGCCAGCCGCGGGGCCGCCCCCAUGGAGGAGCCGCACCAGGGCCAGAUGGCCACCACGGGCCCAACUUUACCACAUUCCCUGCCAACGUAUUACAUCAGUGGGGAGGCAGAGGGUUUCCCCAACACGGUCUGAGGGCUCCCCACCCCCCGAGUGUCUGAGAAUCCCCGCAGCGUUCUCCCCACGUCCUACACCACCAUAGCAAAACCCUGCUCCUGAACACACUCCGGCUUGCACCCACCACCAUGGCUUCCUACCCUGAGUGGCCUUUCGUCUGCUUGCUCAGUCCUUUGUGGCACGCCUUCUUUCGGGAACAGCCAGAGGGAUUCCAGGGCUAACUUCUUGGUGAGAGCUGUCCUUCUCCCUUCGCUACGUUGCUAAGCAUGAGGAUUCCUGGAGCCGGUCGUGACUGAACUCGGCCUCCGAGCUGGGGCUCCGAUGAGUGUGCACUGAAGCUACUUACCAAGAGCCAGGCCCGGGGAGUGGACGCUGCGCCUCUGCGAAGCACUUUUUAAUGAAUCUAAGCCACAGGGAAGCACUGAAAGUGGCUCCUUUAACUGCCGACUUGGAGAAAGCUAGAUAGAGGGUUUCUUUAGCAUCCUCUUGUAUUCCUAUAGUCAUGUACCUUUUGAUUAAAGUAACACCUUCAAGCUUCUGCUCUGUUGCUUGGCUGUAGCUGCCGGUUCGGUGAUUGUCUGUUCGCUUCCCCUAUAGGAAUACAAGAUGCACGCAGGGAAGGGAGGCCCCCUCGUUGCCAGCGUCACACACUGACCUUCCGGUUGGCCGCGCUCUCCCAUUGGCUUCCGAGAGCACCCCGGUCCGGUGAAGCCUGGCUUCCCCUGGGCCUGCGGGAAACAGCAAGCUGAUCCCAGUUAAGUCACCUCCAGGGCCGCCGGUGAGGGGCACAUUCUGGGUUUUUCCUCUUUGUUUUAUAAAAGACAGCCCUCUCCCCGCAGGGCUCGCGGACCUGCUGUGCUGUGACCCCACACUUACCGCAAGGUCACUCUCCUGGGCUCUUCCUGGCACGUAAUUUACUUGGAAGGUGGAACUAGUCAUGCGUAGUGCCCUAGCCAAUGACCAAAAUCACUUGAAAGGGGUGGGCACCCAGGUGACACUGUGAGCCCCGGGGCACUGGGCUACAUGAGGACAUGUGCACAAGUGUGGGCGCCAGGGCACAGCGAGGAGAGCAGGGUGGACACUGGGUUGACACUGUGAGGCUGAGUGGCCUUGCCACACUGCGCUGUGGCUGCCCUGGGACUCGGGGGCUGGCCUCCUUGUCCUUACUUCCCGCAGGGCCCUGAUUGGAAGCAGCAGCAGGGGCAGCUGCAUCCCAAUAGUUGGCCCAGCACAUUCUGCAGCCGCGGUGGGUGUGAGGGGGGGGGUGGGCGAGGAGAGGAGCACCCCCUAUCCAGGCGCCUGGGCUUGCUCAGACUACACGUGCCCUUGGUGACUGAGAGAUCAUCCAAACAGAAGGGCCUGGGAAGGGGGAACUGCCCCGAGAGCUCAUUUCAUUAAACUCCACAAGCCAGGAGAGUGAGAUGAGAAUUGAGCCCCAGGAACCCAUUGACCUAGAGACGAAAAAAGAAAGUCUCACCCCAGCCAAGGGCAGCCUUCCCCAGGACCCUUGCUUGCAGAGAGCAAUUAUGGGUUUCCUCUUCUCAGCUGAAAAGCAAGUUUGGUUUCUGCCGGUGACCUCCCUGUCUGUCAUUAGAAUCCCACGGGAGGCGAUGUGUCGGCCAAUGACCCAGCCAAGCUCCCAGGGCUCUCCGGGGAUGCCUGUUUCACAGAGUGGAUUUCACUCCUUUCUAAUGGCCCAGCCAGUGGUCGCCAAAGGACUGGGACCCAGGGAGGGACCGAAAAAAAAAGAUUUUUCCAUACAUGUGCAUCUAAAUUUGGGGGCAGUUUUAUGUGUCAUCAUUAAGAAUAUGUUUAGUACAUAAUUCCUUUGUUGUUUUGUUUAAUAAGCACCUUAUAUAGUAUAAUAUAUAUAUUUUUGAAAUUGCAAUGCUUGUUUAUCAGACAACUGAAUGUAGUACUUCUGUUCUGGAUUUGAUUUGACUGGGUUAACAUGCAAAACCAACAAACAUAUUCAGUUUUUCUGUAAGUAGUCAUUGAUGCCUAAGGCCUAGUGAUUAUUCAUUUAAAUGAAGAUCACAUUUCAUAUCAACUUCUGUAUCCACAGUAGACAAAACAGCACUAAUCCAGAUGCCUAUUGUUGGAUAUUGAAUGAUAGACAAUCUUAUGUAGCAGAGAUUAUGCCUGAAAAGGAAAAUUUAUUCAGGGCAGCUAAUUUUGCUUUACCAAACUAUUAGUAGUAAUAUUUUUGGACUGUAGCUAAUGGGUCAGUGGGUUCUUUUUAAUGUUUAUACUUAGAUUUUCUUUUAAAAAAAUAAAAACAAACAAAAAAAUUAGGACUAUAGAUGAUAUAAUACCAGCUAAAUCCAAACAAUACUACAGUGGAGGGUUUUACAUUAUUCAUCAAAUGUCGUUUGUAAUCAUGUUAAGGUACUACUACAUUUGAAAUGGGCAGAGAAUACCAGAUGGCUGGAAUGUUAGCCCAGGAGUCUCAAAUAAUUUUAGAAAUCUCUUUUUAUUCUCAUUUUAAGUGCCACUAAUGGGCAGCUGACGCUUUGCGGCGAAUGUUGCUGUUGGGUGCAGGGAACAUGCUGUGUUACCCCCUCACCACGAGGCAGUUUAGAGUUUAAAAGACAUGAUUGGCCUGGGCCAGGGGUACUGUGGGCAAGUGGGUUCAGGAAUUUGGAGAAUGGGAAAUACAGUAAUAAGAAGCUGGAAAGCAUGGUGAGUCAGGUCAAUACUGCUGUCUGGGGUAUGCACCAGGGUUCAGACUUCUGCCCUAGAAACCACAAAUAACUAGCUCUAUCUGACAGCCAUUGCUAAAACGACAGCUCAUGUCCCAGGGAAGAGCAGGCGACACCCACAGCACAGCCCGAGGCACGGACAGCGGCCUGUGUUUCUUUUGGCCACUGCCGAGCUCUCGGCUUGCGGUCCCGAUUCUGUAACGCCUCACGCACAAUCAGAGAGGCUAGUUCAUCCAAAGAGACGAUCCCAUGUGGGUUGCAAAAUCCCUAAGGAAGUGUAAUCUGUGAGUAGAUUUCCCUGUUGACGCCAUAUGUUUAACCACGCCAAUAUCCCAUGCCUUUGGGGGGCUGAGCAGAUAAGGGACUUGCUGAGAAUUUGCUUUCAGUCGCGUCCACGUGUUCUCAUCUGACACAUUGAAAUGGCCAUUGACGUAGACUAUUGGUUUAGAGCACCCCUACAUGGAACCCAUUCCAAAUCUUGUCCUAUUUCAAAUCUCACGCCAACUCUUGAGACGGACCACGUACCCUGGGCAUGAUCACUUGGGAUCAUCGUCAUGUCUAACAUUCAAGGCAAAUCUGCUUUGGGAAACUGGUUAGUAAAGGCAGAGAGAGUCAUGCACUAGGUUAGGAAGGCAAGCGUUGGGCAGCUGACCAGAUCACACUGCCCACUUCCUUAGGUGAACUCCCCGAAAACAUACCACCCUCGGCUGCAGCAAAUGAAUUCUACUGUGGCUCCAAACACCCAUCCUCUCAUUAGUCUGACGACUCUGUUUCUGACUGCAUUUCUUUUCCCUUUGGAUUAAAGCGAGAGUGGCCUCUUUCUAAGUCAUUUUCAAUUGUUUUCUAAGUAACUGCUGCCUCUAUUAUGGCACUUCAAUUUUUGCACUGUCUUUUAGAUAUUCAAGAAAAAUUUCUAUUCUUUUUUUUUUUCCAUCCAAAUGUGCCUGAACUUUUAAUAUGUGUAAAUGCUGCCAUGUUCCAAACCCAUGUUGAGUGUGUUUCCACAGAGCCGUGUACCCUGGAGACAGCACGAAGCCCCAUGAGCAGGUGCCUGAGACACGGACCCCUUUGCAUUCACAGAGAGGUCAUUGGUUACAGAGACUUGAACUCAUACAUGACAUUAUGCCAGUUUAUGUUCUCUCAUGACUUACAAACAAUGCUUUUUUGUGCACUACAUACUCUUCAGUGUAGAGCUCUUGUCUUAUGGGGAAAGGCUCAAAUGCCAAAUUGUUUUGGAUGGAUUAAUACGCCCUUAUGCCGAUGCAUUCUAUUACUGAUGUGAUUCUGUUUCGUUUGCAGCUUUGCUUUGUUUAAUGAAACACACUUGUAAACCUCUUUUGCACUUUUAAAAAGAAAAGAAUCCAUGGGAUGCUCAAGCACCUGUAAACAAUUUUCUCAACCUAUUUGAUGUUCAAAUAAAAAACUAGACA